GAGUUUGUCUUCAUAUUUGUGGACUGAAACCGUUGAAGAUGUUUGACAGAUUCUGGUUCUGUUUGUGUUUCUGGCGUCUGGUUGGUGUGUUUGGGGAAAUGAAGUACGUGAAAAUCGGACAUUCAGUCACUCUAAACUCUGGUCUUUCUGAAAUGAUGGAUGAGGAUCUGAUUCAGUGGAGAUCUGAAAACAGAUUAAUAGCUGAAAUCAAUGUGACGGCUGGCAGAUUCUCUGUAUAUGAGGAUGUUCAUAAAGGGAUAUUCAGAGACAGACUGAAGCUGGAUGAUAAAACUGGAUCUCUGACCAUCACUAACAUCACAACUGAACAUGCUGGAGUUUAUAGAUUAUAUACAGUAGAGACCAACACUGUGAUCGAGAGUUUCCUGCUCCGUGUCUAUGAUGAAAUAUCAGUGAAGGAGGGAGAUUCAGUCACUCUGAACUCUGAUCUUACUGAAAUAGAUUAUGAUCGGAUUCAGUGGGAGUUUGAAAACAGUUUAAUAGCUGAAAUCAAUGUGACGGCCGGCAGAUUCUCUGUAAAUGAUGAUGCUCUUGACGGGAGAUUCAGAGACAGACUGAAGCUGGACGAUCAAACUGGAUCUCUGAUCAUCACUAACAUCACAACUGAACAUGCUGGACGUUAUGAACUCGUGAUCGACCGUAUGAGGAAAUCGUUCUUUCUCAAUGCUGUCAAUGAAGAAAUAUCAGUGAAGAAGGGAGAUUCAGUCACUCUGAACUCUGAUCGUAUUGAAAUAAUGAAUGGUGUUUUGAUAGAGUGGAGGUUUGGAGCUGAAUUAACUUUAUUAGCUGAGAUCAGUAAAAGGGGUGAUGGAUUCUCUGUAUAUAAGGAUGUUCUUGAUGAGAGAUUCAGAGACAGACUGAAGCUGGACAAUCAAACUGGAUCUCUGACCAUCACUAACAUCACAACUGAACAUGCUGGACGUUAUUUACAUAUAAGACCAAAACAUUUGAAUCUAAACCAGUCAUUAAAAGCUUUCCGUGUUUCUGUCUAUGCUCGUCUGCCUGUUCCUGUCAUCAGCAGUAACUCUUCACAAUGUUCUUCAUCCUCAUCAUCAUCCUCAGAGCAGAAUUGUUCAUUGGUGUGUUCAGUGGUGAAUGUGGGUCAUGUGACUCUCUCCUGGUACAAAGGAAACAGUUUAUUGUCCAGCAUCAGUGUGUCUGAUCUCAGCAUCAGUCUCUCUCUACCUCUGGAGGUGGAAUAUCAGGAUAAAAACAGCUACAGCUGUGUGCUCAACAAUCCCAUCAGCAACCAGACUCAACAUCUGGACAUCACUCAGCUCUGUCACACAUCUGCAGACUCUGUCCACUGCUGUGGUUCUACUGAAGCUGUGAUCCGAUUGGUCCUCUCUGCUCUGGUGGGCGUGGCUACUGUCAUUUUUCUGGUUUAUGAUAUCAGAUCCAGAAGAGCUGAACAAGAUCAAACAUAA
Messenger RNA from Carassius carassius (crucian carp), 1445 nucleotides. RefSeq names its product carcinoembryonic antigen-related cell adhesion molecule 5-like. The coding region runs from base 39 to 1445 and encodes 468 amino acids. NCBI's taxonomy places the organism in Eukaryota, Metazoa, Chordata, Actinopteri, Cypriniformes, Cyprinidae. The transcript is spliced from 6 exons. The record is from RefSeq and is a predicted model, not a curated record.